UGUUGUGACUGUGGGAAGAGCUUUACUACAGCUGACAAUAUGAAGCAACAUCAAAGAAUUCAUACUGGAGAAAAACCUUACAAGUGCUCAUAUUGUGACAAGAGUUUCACUCAGUCUCCACACCUGAAAUCACAUGAGCGAGUUCAUACUGGAGAGAAGCCGUACCACUGUACUCAGUGUGAGAAGAGUUUCAAAGAUGCAACAGGUUUAAAAUAUCAUCUGCGCAUUCACUCUGGAGAAAAGCUUUUUAACUGUGAUCAGUGCGGUAAAGAUUUUAAUUCAUCAGCAAAUCUAAAACAACACCUGAAAAUUCAUUCAGAUGAGAGGCCUUAUGUGUGUUCUCUCUGUGGAAAGAGUUUUUCACGGCUGACCAGUUUUAAACGGCACCAGAAAACACAUGAUGAAGUGAGAGAUCAUGUGUGUUUGAACUGUGAGAAGAGCUUUUCCACAGCUGAGGCUAUGAAACUGCAUCAAAGAAUUCAUACUGGAGAAAAACCUUACAAGUGCUCAUAUUGUGACAAGAGUUUCGCUCAGUCUGGAAACCUGAAAUCACAUGAGCGAGUUCAUACUGGAGAGAAGCCGUACUGCUGUACUCAGUGUGGAGAGAGUUUUAGAUAUUCAAAAAGCUUUCUGAGGCACAUGAAGAAAUAUCAUAAGUUGUCGCAGUGAGCAAUAUUUCAUUUUGAUGUCAAAUACAGUAAAGUAAAUGUUGUGAGAUGAACAAAAUAUG
Molecule: messenger RNA, 730 nt
Organism: Ctenopharyngodon idella (grass carp)
Lineage: Eukaryota; Metazoa; Chordata; Actinopteri; Cypriniformes; Xenocyprididae
Product: gastrula zinc finger protein XlCGF7.1-like
Exons: 1
Biological process (GO): regulation of transcription by RNA polymerase II
Molecular function (GO): RNA polymerase II cis-regulatory region sequence-specific DNA binding; DNA-binding transcription factor activity, RNA polymerase II-specific
Source: RefSeq, a predicted model, not a curated record